GAUCCGCCUACGUGCGUUCGUGCAGCGAGGGGGCACGCGGCGGCCAUCGGCGGGGAGAGCGCGCCCAUCCGCGGCGGUCGGACGUGCGGCGGCAGCCGAAGGGAUCCCGGUCGCGGUGGGGGUGGGCGGCAGCAGCCCCGAUUCGGUCCUUCGGGAGGAGAAGGGGCCGCGAGGGGUCCGGGCGAUGCCGCGGGCCGAAAUGGCCUCUUUGAUCCAGAAGAUCGCCCGUCAAGCCCGCUCCACCUUCAUGGUGCUGCCGUCGGGCGACGCCGCCACUUUCCAGGACAACCUCGCCAAGCUGCGCAUGCUGCUGGAGAAGAUCCGAGCCGAGGACCUGAACCUGGGCGCUCGGAGGAACAGCGGGCCGCCGCACCAGGGACCUCCCGUCAGCUACAUGCACAUCUGCGAGACCGACUGCUUCUCCAUGGGGGUGUUCCUGCUGCAGAGCGGCGCCUGCAUCCCGUUGCAUGACCACCCGGGCAUGCACGGCUUGCUCAAGGUGCUGUUCGGCCAGGUGACCGUCAAGUGCUUCGAUAAGGAGGAGGAGGAGAGGGAGGCGGCGGGCGCGGACAGCGUGCAGUUCAACCCGCCGCUGUUGCAGUGCCAGCGGGCGGCGCUACGGAGGUCGCUGCGGAGGUCGAGCACCGUGCUGAGCGAGGAGAGCGACCCGUGCCUGCUCACCCCGCUGCAGGGCAACAUGCACCAGAUCGAGGCGACGGACGGGCCCGCCGCUUUCCUGGACAUUCUGGCGCCUCCGUACGACCCGGACGAGGGAAGGGACUGUCACUACUACAAGGUGCUGCAGGUGUCGGAGAACGCGGGUAAUUCUAGCCCCCCGUCGUCCCAACAGCCGCAGACACCGCCGCCGCAACCGGUGUGGCUCUUGGAGGUGCCGCAGCCUGCCGACUUCUGGUGCGGUGGGGAGCCUUACCCUGGUCCCAAGGUCUCUCCAUAAUGGAACAAUUGACAGGGAGAGAAUAUUAACGUACUUUCACGGUGUCUCCAUCUCCUUUCCCUCCUUUGUACAGCGAUGUGCUUUUCGUAGGUUAUUUUAGCAUCUUUAAACAAGUUAUUAGACAUCCCAAGCUUCCAAUGAAGACUAAAGAAACUUUAAAAGCCAGGGGUUUCUUGGUAAAGCAGGCAUACGUGUAAUACUUUACACACUUUAUAUUGGUUUAGAUCUAUUUCGGCUCGGUUUUCAGUCUAUAGCACUUCGUGGCAUAUAUCCCAUUGCAUGUAUUUACUGGAAUUUCGUCGCUAAGUAUUCACUUAUCAAAUGUUAGUUAACUGAAAUACUAGCUCCAUUAAACUCCCAUUUCCUUUCCUCUGUUCAUUAUUAAUUUAUUCAGAUGUAUGUGAGGUUUUUUUGUUUAUUUUUGCCCUAAGUAUAUAGUUUGAGAACAAACAUUCUUUUCCCAGUAAGAACAAAAACACUACUGGUAGCAUUUACUAAUAACAGUGGGGUAUUUUUCUAUACAUCUGACCAAAUUAUAUUUUCCCAUAUAGAAUCAUUUAGAUAAGUAGUCAGCAAUCUGAAUAUUUGACAGCCAUCAGAAGAUAAGCUUGAAGGUUUUUGUCAUUGUUGGUUAAAGGAGUUGCAUCUAAACACUCCAAGCAGAAACACACUAUUUUCAUUUAAUGGAGUUGAAUCCUAAUAUGUCAGUUUCCUUUUAAGGAAGAGGGCUUACUGAUAGUUUAAUGGCCUAGUGGUUGUCAGCAUGAGUCCCUGUGUUUAUAUUAAAGGUUACUUAUUGUAUUUAAUGCUACCCAAAUUACACUAACAGAGUGUUUACACACUCUUGUAAAACACUGACUUCAGCAAAGUGACAACUGAUCAAUUUUAAACUUCAAAGUACUUGGGCAGAAUCUGGGCUUCUAAACCAGUAGGGUUGUUGUAAUCCUGUAUGUUCAGUAAAUAACUUAUCUUUCAAAUCAUAUGGUAAGGAACUGCUUCCAUUUAAUGUAUAACAUUUAUUGGUUAGUAUUAUUAAAUUGUCCGUUAAUCAAGCUUAAAAAUAGAUUUGUAAUGGAGUCUUGAAAUUGAGCCUGUAAAAUCCUGUAUUAUAAGUAAUCAUAAGACACAAUCUUGUAAACUGGUGCUGUAGUUUGUUGUAGACCGCAUUCAGUUUGCAGUGCCUGGCCCUAAUAUGCAUUUUAAAAGCUAACAAUAGCUUUAUGAGGAGAAUAUAUGGCUGAAGAUGCUGUAAGUAACAGUUGACAGCAUUUGGUUCAGAAGGGCCAUAAUUCCCAAAGUUUCAAAAAUAAUAACUAAUCAAGUAAUAUUUCUAUGCCAAAAUCCCUACCUGUUCUUUGUGCAUAAAAUAUGAAAUUUCCUCUUCUUGGGAAGUGUUCCGGUCAAUUGUGUCUUUAACAUUUUAUGACUUUUCCAGGAAAAAAGUAUUUUUAAUAUAUUGUAUUAGGAUUUUUUUUAAAUCAUAGUACCCUUCAGGAAGGGUAGGGACAUUUUUAUUGCAGACUUGAAGCUGUAGAAUCUGUUGACAUUCAGUUCAUGAAAUUCCUGUUUUAAAAAAAAUUCAGAAUAUUGUGCACUAGAUUGCCAUGUUGGUUUGCAUGUGAUGGUAUUGUAACUUAAGCCAAUCUUGGCAGGACUGCAGCAAUCUUUUUUUUGUUUCAUCUGAAAAUGAAAGUGUGGAAAAAUGAUUUGCUGUUAAUUUCAUUCAGGUGUUGCAUAAAUGUGUGAAAUUUAAUUUCUGAUCCAUUUGGAAGACUGAUUAGAUUGGCCAGUGGUAAGAGUAAAAAUUACUUAAUACCAUGUGGACUUUCCUGUGGUUCUACCAUUUCAAAAGCAAAUGAGAGAUUAUAUAGCAUAUUGGAAAAUAUUAAAAGCAAUAAAACAUACCAAGUAUGAUUUUACUGAUGCUGUAUUCCUUGGUGUAAAUUCUUGAACUUUUAGCAUGCAAAGCAGUGUCAUCAAAAUAUAAUAAUACUUGUAAGUUCUGAAAUAAUGUAUCUCAUUGAGCAAAACUGUGUAUUGCUGAAUGGUAGUCUGAGUUUUGGUGCACACAGACUGGAGACUUGGACCAAAGUCACUUGUAGGAACUGCAGCUUGUAUCCUCAGUAUUACUUAAAUUUACUUUUUAAAAAAUUAUUUGUAUUAUUUGCCCUCUUUUGCACGUUGCUUUGUUUUCCUGUGGCUGCCUGCAAGAAAAUAAAUCUCAAGGUUGUAUAUUGUACAUAUACUUGGAUAAAAAUUUACUUUGAACUUUGAGCUGUGGUCAUAAACCUGAAGCAGAGCUGGGUAAAUGAAUAGUAAAAUGCAUGCAAGUGCUUGCAGGAACCUAUCCAAUUUCACAAAAGAAAGCAUAGAUGUACAUUAUUGGUUGGUCUGCUGCCUCAUUAAAGUGCUGAUGAUCAAGUUCAAGCUUUGGAGUAUACGGUAGUUCACUUGAGUAGAAAUAUCUAAAUUACCAAUGUGAUUAGACCUUGCCAUCGAUUUUUUUUAUUGUGCAGUCAUUGUUUCUGCAAUAUUGAAAGUCCUGAAGAAGGGACUCAGUCCAAAAAGUCAAUUAUCUAUUAAUUUCCAUAGAUGCUGCCUGACCUGCUGAGAUCCUCCAGCAUUUUCAGUAUUUAUAGACUUUUUCGUAUUAUGCUUUGUAUUUUAUUCCUUGUUUUUCAUUAAGGAGUUCCUGGAUAAUGUAAAGGUUUUUCUGAGCACUGUCCAUAAGCUGAUUUUCUUUUUUUUCCUCACUAAUUCAAAAGCAUCCAUUUUCUAUAGCAACCUAUUAUCAUGUAGCUCUACGUACACUUGAAAUGUUUUCAUUUUUAGCAGACUUCACCCUAGCACCACCUAGUAUUAAACCUAUGUAAUAUAUACAUAUUCAGUUAUUACUGAACAAUGCUGUCAUUAUUUUAGUACUACCUUGAAAGAUACUUUAACAUUUAUGGGAGAAUUUGUGUAAACUCAGGAUUUCUGUAAUUCAGGGUAGUCUUUAAACCAGGGAACCCCUGCAUUCCAUGUUGGGAGUGCCAUGAAGCCUGAAUUUGUGAGUUCUCUGCAGUCUUAUUUUCCAACAGCAUAUUUUUAUAUCUACUCUGCUUAAAAUCGUCAUGAAGAAACUAGUUGGCAAUGAACAGUGACAAAAUGAUUUUGCAAGUAUAUAGUCUACUGAUAGCUUCAAGUGAAAGUAUACUGUGUAUGGUGUAAACUGGUAGUGAUCAUUGCUCUCUUAUGUAAGGAUAGACUUUGAAAAAGCAUUAUGCGAUUGGGAAAUGUUAUGUGAAAUUUAUUGGCAGGUAAGGGAUUGAAGAGGUACUUUGGUCAUAAACACUGGCUGAAAAUAAAUACACAAGAUACUUGAAAUGCUCAGCACGUCAGACUACAUCUGCAUAAGAAACAGAACUAAAUUUUCAAGUAAGCUUUUGCAUUUCUCUGUUUUCUGAUUAUAGAGGUAUUUUAGAUUUCCGACAUCUGCAGUUUUGACCGUGACUUAAUUUGGUUUCAUUAGGCCAUGUCAUAAACUAGAAUCAAACAAAAUAAGAUAAUUUUAAGAAACAGCUAUCAGCCAUUACUAUAGGCUUUUUAGACUUUUUCAGUGACUCUGGCAAAUAUAAUUUUAUUGCAACUACCUCUAGUGGGAUGAGGAGGCAGGAUCUCUUGUACUGGAAAGUAUGUUUGGAUUUGCACUGAAUGCUUCUGUUAUUUAAUAAAUGGCAAUGCAAAUGAAUGCAAUUUUAAUGUUUUCUGCCUUGCUGUUUUCAAGAUGGUCAUAUUAAAGUAACCAGCAUUCUCCCUCCAGCAUUGCUGUUUAUUUACAUGUGCCUAAUAUAGCCACCUAUUUAUAUAUAAUGACCUUCUCCUGAGCAUUACUAAUUGAGCUAAUCAAACCAAUGAUGUACAUCAGCAUAAAGCCAAAACUGGAAAAAGUGCAAAUGUUUCUGCUAAAUAAAGAAUUUCCUUGAUGGCAAAAGGCUUUUAUAGUGGAGGGUGGAAAGAAGAGAAGUUAGAGUUCUGCUAAUAAAGGUCCUGGGGACUCACUAAACAUUUAUAUUUUUUUUAAAAAAUGCAGAUUUAAAUUGUGUUGAUUUGAAUUCUGUCUUUUUUGAAAAAAAAUCUUGAUUUAUGGGUAAAGCUUAAUUAGUAAGGGAUUCAGCGACUGCCUCAACAAACAGGUCACUCAAAUUUCUCAAAACAACGUUGAACUGUAAUAACUUGAUAACUAGUUCACAUGAAAAGUAGCAUACUUGUUGAGAAUUUUCUCUUGGAAGGAUUUCAAUGUUAGAGAAUUAAAUUUUAGAGCCACAUCAAAUUAUUUCCCACAUCAGGAGACUCAGGUUUAUUAUCACUGACAUAUGUUCUUAAAUUUGUUUUAUGACAACAGUAUGAAGCAAGAUAUAAAAAUUACCAUAAUUUACAAAAAAGUAAAUAAUGCAAAAGAAUAACAUAGUUAAUGGAUUUUUAAAGUAAGCUUAACAUGUGAAUUCAUUUAGAUUUAUUGAGAGCCAGCUGUUGGACAUUUAUUUCAAAGUUGUCUUAAAAUUCUAAGUUUUGCAUUGUCUCCAUAGUUUGUAAUGUAAUCCACACAUUUCUAGUGGAGGCUGUGUCCUUUGGUUCUACUGUACUGGUUGUUUUGCAAUAGCUUGUCAUAAAUAGGAUAAACUAAUCUAUUUGAAAUCCCAGAACCAGAUCUAUCACCUCCUAAUGUUAACUUUUCCAUUGGCAACAUGCCCAGCUUUCAGUGCCAUCUUCUAUUCCCUCCAAUACCUGUUUGUUCUAGUUGCUCCAUUUUGAAUCCUUUCCCUUCUUAGUAGUGGUCAUUGGAAGCAAAUCCAGUUAUCCCAAAUACAAGUGUUCUACAAUCCGUGCCCUCUGUAUUCUUAGUUCC
Messenger RNA from Hypanus sabinus (Atlantic stingray), 5843 nucleotides. RefSeq names its product 2-aminoethanethiol (cysteamine) dioxygenase a (gene adoa). The transcript has a single exon. The coding region runs from base 185 to 955 and encodes 256 amino acids. Gene Ontology annotation, cellular component: mitochondrion. The record is from RefSeq and is a predicted model, not a curated record. NCBI's taxonomy places the organism in Eukaryota, Metazoa, Chordata, Chondrichthyes, Myliobatiformes, Dasyatidae. Gene Ontology annotation, molecular function: oxidoreductase activity, acting on single donors with incorporation of molecular oxygen, incorporation of two atoms of oxygen.